Messenger RNA from Eucalyptus grandis, 738 nucleotides. RefSeq names its product UPF0481 protein At3g47200-like. Bases 1 to 738 code for a protein of 245 amino acids. The record is from RefSeq and is a predicted model, not a curated record. The transcript has a single exon. Lineage: Eukaryota; Viridiplantae; Streptophyta; Magnoliopsida; Myrtales; Myrtaceae.
AUGGACAACAAUCGAGGAGGUCGUCAAGCAACCGCUGAGGAACAUGGGAUCAAGCUCAUGAAGCAGGAGUUAGCGUAUGACAUGUCCCAAGAUAUUGUGGCAGCGCUGCAAUGUUUGAAUGAAUCCCCAGGCGGAAGCACAUGUACCAUCUUCAGAACCCCUGAGGCGAUUGGAGGAGGUAUUGCCAAGGCAUGCCGGCCUCGCAUCGUCUCUAUUGGCCCAUACCACCAUGGGGAGCAGCAGUUGCAGAUGCUUCAGAAGCACAAGUGGAGAUACCUCCACACCAUGCUGGACCAAACUCAACCGCACAGUGUCGGCCUCGAGGACCUCAUCAAUACAGUGGCACUGAAAGUGGAAAUGAUCCGGCAGUGCUAUUCGGAGAGCACUGAGUGUUUCAACGGACCUGAUCUUGUGAAAAUGAUGGUUGUUGAUGGAUGCUUCAUCAUUCAGUUUCUCCGUCAAAUCGCAGGGGUCAUGGCAAGAGACAGACAUAUGGAUCCCCCAUUAAAUAAUUCAUACGUGUUGUAUUCCGUUGCACGGGACCUUCUUCAGCUUGAGAACCAGGUCCCAUACUUUGUUCUCGAGGAUUUGUUUGAAACAACGAAUGUUCCAGAAGCAACGUGGUCCUUGGCCAAUCUUGCCUCCUAUUUCUUCAGCUGUUUCGAUUUAGGACCCGGCUAUGUCUUGGAAAGACAGAUCAAUAAAAAGAAGUGCAUUUACUCGAUUCAUUUCGUCUGA